Arctia plantaginis is the source of this 1269-nucleotide messenger RNA. The record is from the annotation of a GenBank genome assembly. Lineage: Eukaryota; Metazoa; Arthropoda; Insecta; Lepidoptera; Erebidae.
AUGCAGUGGGACGGCCUCUACUUCGUGUUUCUAGCGUUAUGCUGCCUUCAUACUGCAUCUGAACCGUUGCGCUUUCCUGAAGAUUAUCGACUAAAUAUCAUUCGGAGGCGUCGGAGCGAUGAGAAAGACAGUCUCGCUUUGUCCAGAGAAAUAUUCAAAAACAUCACCAAGCAACUCCGCGAAAAUAUCAAGCGUGAAGGAGCGACUGACAGAAACGAUCAUUUGUUACAGAACAAGCCAGAGGAGACACGUCCGUAUGUCCCGUAUCAGAGUUACCACGAUCAUCACCACGAGCACCACUGGGGCCCGUACUUCGAGGAGGAGAAGUAUACUCAAGUGACGGCUCACGUUGGGGCAGAAGCCCUUUUGAACUGUAGAGUGGUCAUGCUUAAAGAUAAAACGGUCAUGUGGUUGCGAAACACAACGGAAUCAGCACAACUUCUGACUGUAGGACCAGCGCUGUACGCUGGAGAUAAUAGGAUAGCUGUUAAGUUUCAAUAUCCUAACAAUUGGAGGCUCAGCAUGAAUCCAGUGAAAUUUUCUGACGCGGGUCACUACAUGUGCCAAAUAUCCACACACCCACCCAGAACAAUAUUUACAAACCUGACUGUUCUUCCUCCUGUUAUAACAAUAAAUGGUGACGACACUCACGAUACAAAAGACAGAUUUUACAAAGCUGGUAGUUCUAUAAAAUUGUCUUGUAUCAUAUCAGAGUUAUACGCGUCAUCGUUACCUACAAAAGCACCUCGAGCCACGCCCCUGCCACCAACUACUCCACCAACGACCACCACCACAGAAUUAACUACAAAAAUGAGUACAAUAUUCAAUAGAAUAGAUAUUAUGAUGAAUAAGAGUUGGAGCGUUGAGACAACAACGAUUACUUCAACAGUAAGCUUAAGUACUACUACUAAAAAAGUACCAGAAUUAAAAACCACGACUGAGUCGACGACAGCAAAGCCGACAGAGCCGCCUGUCGAAAACAAUAUUUAUGGAUUAAUUUGGAAGAAACAAGGCAAAGAGUUUUUUGAUAACGUUACUUGGCGGAAUAUGAGUGCCACGAUUAGUGUUGCAUCAGCAUCACAGAAUGAUAGUGGGACGUACUCAUGCCACUUGCAAAAUCACUCCCAAGUUACUAUUAAUGUACAUGUACUGAUUGGCGAAAAUCAGGCCGCGGUACAACACAAUACGGGGAACAAAGGAACACUUUUUUGGCAACCACAAGACUUAACUUUCGUGUCUCUUGCGGCUUUAAUAUUGUUUUAUCCAUGA